Arvicola amphibius (Eurasian water vole) is the source of this 8504-nucleotide messenger RNA. It is a transcript of the gene Akap6, whose product is annotated as A-kinase anchoring protein 6. NCBI's taxonomy places the organism in Eukaryota, Metazoa, Chordata, Mammalia, Rodentia, Cricetidae. The transcript has 15 exons. Gene Ontology annotation, molecular function: transmembrane transporter binding; protein kinase A binding. Gene Ontology annotation, cellular component: perinuclear region of cytoplasm; sarcoplasmic reticulum. The record is from RefSeq and is a predicted model, not a curated record. Bases 362 to 7309 code for a protein of 2315 amino acids.
CAGACACUGAAGUGCUGCAUUAUGGAGAGCUCGUCAGGCCUGUGCAGAAGAGGUAUCUGAUUCGUUUGUUCCAAGGACAGGUUGCUGUCUCUCACCCUCACGUUAAUAAGAGGUGAGCUUCCGUAUUGUCUCAGGCUCCACUGGAAAUGCAGCAAGGAUUCCUAGCACAUCCCGGUUGCCAUAGCAACAGCAGCCUUUCCCAUAAUGAGCUGCAUCAUCUGAACUGAUGUCACAGCAUCAUGCAGCAGGUCAAACAAGGCAUCUCCUAGUAUUGCAUCCUACAGAUGUGCUGUAAACAUCAAAAGAAGACGGCGGGAGCAGGAGAUGCUGUUUUGGAAAGAAGUAAGGCUUAGAUUUCUCCAUGUUAACCAUGAGCGUGACACUUUCCCCACUGAGGUCACAGGACCCGGAUCCCAUGGCCACUGAUGCCUCGCCCAUGGCCAUCAACAUGACCCCUACUGUGGAGCAGGAAGAAGGAGAGGGAGAAGAGGCCAUGAAGGACAAAGAUGCUGAGCCGCAGUACGGAAAGCCACCCCCACUGCACACAGCAGCUGACUGGAAGAUCGUCCUACACUUGCCUGAGAUUGAGACCUGGCUCCGGAUGACCUCAGAGAGGGUCCGUGACCUAACCUACUCGGUUCAGCAGGACGCAGACAGCAAGCAUGUUGACGUGCAUCUAGUUCAGCUCAAGGACAUUUGUGAAGAUAUUUCCGACCAUGUCGAGCAGAUCCAUGCGCUCCUUGAGACGGAGUUCUCCCUGAAGCUGCUGUCCUAUUCGGUCAAUGUCAUUGUAGACAUCCACGCAGUUCAGCUGCUCUGGCACCAGCUCCGAGUAUCCGUGCUGGUCCUCCGGGAGCGCAUCCUGCAAGGGCUGCAGGACGCCAAUGGCAACUACACCAGGCAGACCGACAUUCUGCAAGCGUUCUCCGAAGAGACAAAGGAGGGCCGGCUUGAUUCUCUUACAGAAGUGGAUGACUCAGGGCAGCUAACUAUCAAGUGUUCUCAGAAUUACUUGUCUCUGGACUGUGGUAUCACUGCGUUUGAACUGUCUGACUACAGUCCAAGUGAGGAUCUGCUUGGUGGCCUGGGUGACAUGACCUCUAGCCAGGCCAAAACAAAACCUUUUGACUCUUGGAGCUACAGCGAGAUGGAAAAGGAAUUCCCGGAACUUAUCCGAAGUGUUGGGUUGCUUACCGUGGCCGCUGACCCUGUCCCUUCCAGCUGUGAGGCAGCCAGGGAGGACGCACCUCAACAGCCUCUUUCAGAAGAGAAUAAAGGUGAGCAGGAGGAACACAGUGCUUCAACAUCUGAAGAGCGGCCGGGCUCAACGUCAGGGUUGCCGUCCUUAGGAGACACGCGGACAAACGAGGUGGGCCACCCUUCCGAGACCGCAAAGCAAGACCCCAGUUCCUCCCCACAGCUGGGUGCAAAGAAAACCCAGCCUGUUUCUUGUGAAAUUAUGACUCCCAAGAGAUCCAUCCGCGAUUGCUUUAAUUAUAAUGAGGACUCUCCCACACAGCCCACGCGACCCAAAAGAGGGCUUUUCCUCAAAGAAACUCACGUGAGUGAGCGGAAAGGCAGCGACGGCAACAGGCAGCUGGUUGACCUGAAUCCAGAGUUGAGCAGAAGCACCCCUUCCCUGGUGGACCCCCCUGACAGGUCCAAGCUCUGCUUAAUAUUACAGUCUUCCUACCCCAGCAGCCCUUCGGCUGCCAGCCAGUCCUAUGAAUGUUUGCACAAGGUGGGGAUUGGCAAUCUUGAAAACAUAGUCAGAAGUCAUAUUAAAGAAAUUUCUUCCAGUUUGGGAAGGCUUACUGACUGCCAUAAAGAGAAAUCUCGACUGAAAAAACCACACAAGACCUUGGCAGAGGUGCCUCUGUGCCGAACCCCUAAAGGAGGAACUGAUUCGGGAACGCAAGCCCAAACCACCAGAAGCUCAGCAGUGCCAAGCAUGGUGCCUCCUGGGGCUCCCAAAGACACAGUGAGACCAGAAACGGAUUCUGCGUCAACAUCCUCCUUUGAGCUGCCCCAUCAGAGAAACUGGAGUCGGCUCUUGCCAACGCAGUCGGAGGUCUCCAGCUCACCGCCUCGCAGUCAUAGCAGUGAGUCCUCUGUUGGGUCCGACAGCAGCAGAGCGCCAGCUCCUCUUCUUUCAGAGAGUGAAAGCCAAAACGAUGGCUCCCCUGCUCCAAGUCACAUCACCCAGAACAGUCAGGAGGAGGAGGCCUGGUAUGGCUCUGAUGAAUACCUAGCGCUACCGUCCCACCUGAAACAGACAGAGGUGCUGGCCCUGAAGCUGGAAUCUCUCACCAAGCUUUUGCCUCCGAAACCCAGAGAGACUGUUCAGAACAUCGACGACUGGGAACUGUCCGAAAUGAACUCUGACUCAGAAAUCUAUCCAACAUACCAUAGCAGGAGAAAACACACAAGGCUAGGCAGGGUGUCCCCAAGCUCAUCCAGUGACAUAGCUUCUUCUCUCGGGGAGAGCAUUGAGUCCGGGCCCCUGAGUGACAUUCUUUCUGAUGAGGACUUAUGCAUGCCCCUCUACUGCAUGAAAAAAUACACGGAUGAGAAAUCAGAGAGGCCUUUGUCCUCUGAGAAGAACGAGAGUCAUUCUGCUACAAAAUCAGCUUUAAUUCGGAAGCUCAUGCAAGAUAUUCAACACCAAGACAACUAUGAAGCCAUAUGGGAAAGAAUAGAGGGCUUUGUGAACAAGCUGGAGGAAUUCAUCCAGUGGCUACAUGAAGCCAUGGGGACCACAGAGAACUGGACUCCUCCUAAGGCAGAGACGGAUAGCCUUCGGCUGUACCUGGAGACGCACUUGAGUUUCAAGUUGAACGUGGACAGUCACUGUGCUCUCAAGGAAGCCGUGGAGGAGGAAGGACACCAACUCCUCGAGCUCAUUGUAUCGCACAAAGCAGGACUGAAGGACAUGCUGAAGAUGAUUGCAAGUCAAUGGAAGGAGCUGCAGAGGCAAAUCAAACGGCAGCACAGCUGGAUUCUCAAGGCUCUGGACACCAUCAAAGCGGAGAUACUGGCUACUGAUGUGUCUGUGGAGGACGAGGAGGGGACGGGGAGCCCCAAGGCUGAGGUGCAGCUCUGCUACCUGGAAGCACAGAGAGAUGCUGUCGAGCAGAUGUCCCUCAAGCUCUACAGCGAGCAGUACUCCAGCGGCAGCAAGAGAAAAGAGGAGUUCGCAGACAUGUCCAAGACGCAUUCGGUGGGAAGCAAUGGGCUUCUGGACUUUGAUUCAGAAUAUCAGGAGCUCUGGGAUUGGCUGAUUGACAUGGAGUCCCUCGUGAUGGACAGCCACGACCUGAUGAUGUCAGAGGAGCAGCAGCAGCACCUGUACAAGCGGUACAGCGUGGAAAUGUCUAUCAGGCACCCGAAAAAGACAGAGCUGCUGAGCAAGGUUGAAGCUUUGAGGAAAGGUGGCGUGUCUCUACCAAAUGAUCUCCUGGAAAAAGUGGAUUCAAUUAAUGAAAAAUGGGAGCUGCUUGGGAAAACCCUAAGAGAGAAGAUACAGGACCCAGUGGCAGGGCAGAGUGCGUCAGGCCCACGUGACCUGCUGUCUCCUGAGAGUGGAAGCCUGGUAAGGCAGCUGGAGGUCAGGAUCAAAGAACUGAAGAGGUGGCUAAGAGACACGGAGCUUCUCAUCUUCAAUUCCUGUCUGAGACAAGAGAAGGAAGGAAUGAGUGCCGAGAAACAACUCCAAUACUUUAAGUCCCUCUGUCACGAGAUCAAGCAGCGUCGUAGAGGGGUGGCCUCCAUUCUCCGGCUGUGCCAGCACCUUCUGGAUGACCGUGACACCUGCAAUCUGAAUGCAGACCACCAGCCCAUGCAGCUGAUCAUUGUAAACCUCGAAAGAAGGUGGGAAGCCAUUGUCAUGCAAGCCGUCCAGUGGCAGACAAGGCUACAAAAGAAGAUGGGAAAAGAACCCGAGUCUUUGAAUGUGAUUGACCCUGGCUUGAUGGACCUGAAUGGAAUGAGUGAAGAUGCCCUAGAAUGGGAUGAGACAGAUAUAAGUAACAAGCUAAUUAGUUUGCACGAAGAAUCAAACGACCUUGAUCAAGACCCAGAGCCUCUCAUGCCCUCCGUGAAUCUUGAAGAGACACGCCACCAGGACCCUGGUUAUGAGGAGGAGGCAGGUGACUGUGGGUCCCAGUAUACCUCAAACGUCACCGCACCCUCCAGCCCGCACGUUUACCAAGUGUACAGUCUUCACAACGUUGAACUCCACAAGGACAGCCACACCCCAUUUCUGAAAAGCAGCCCAAAGCUUACAGCCCAGCCUGGGGUUUUAACUAAGAGCCUCAGUACGGAUUCUUCAUUUUCAUCCACAAAGUCAUUGCCAGAUCUUUUAGGGGGCACCAGUUUGGUGAGGCCUUGCCUAUGUCACAGUGGAGACGUGAGCCAGAAUUCGGGCAGCGAGAGUGGAAUUGUCAGCGAAGGAGACAAUGAGAUGCUUACCAACUCUGAAAUGUGUUUGUUCGGGAUGGUGGAUGGGUCCCCAAGUAACCCUGAAACUGAACAUCUGGACCCACAAAUGGGAGAUGCAGUCAACGUGUUAAAGCAAAAAUUUAAAGACGAGGACGAAUGCAUUAAGCUUCCAAAUAUCUCUCAGUCCUCCGUCUCACCAGCGGGUUGUGUAAAUGGAAAAGCUGGAGAUUUAAAUAGUGGUACCAAACACACCACCGAUUGUUUAGGAGAAGAAUUACAAGGAAAACAUGACGUGUUUACAUUUUAUGAUUACUCAUACCUCCAAGGCUCAAAACUCAAAUUACCAAUGAUAAUGAAACAGUCACAGAGUGAGAAGGCUCAUGUGGAGGACCCCCUUCUCUGUGGUUUUUAUUUUGAUAAAAAAUCCUGCAGAUCUAAACAUCAGGCUCCGGAGUUACAACCAGAUGCGCCUCCCCACGAGAGGAUUUUGGCAAGCGCGCCCCAUGAAAUGGGUCGCAGCUCCUAUAAAAGCGGUGACAAAGAGAAGACGCUGGCGGGCAUUCAGAAUGCCAGGCAGCUCUCCCUCGUCUCCCGUAGCUCAUCUGUAGAGUCCCUUUCUCCGGGGGGUGACUUGUUUGGGUUAGGUGUCUUUAAAAAUGGCGGCGACAGCCUCCAGCGGAGCUCCUCUUUAGAGAGCUGGUGGACAUCCUAUAAGAGCAACGAAGAUCUUUUCAGCUGUCACAGUUCUGGGGACAUAAGCGUGAGCAGCGGCUCAGUCGGUGAGCUGAGCAAGAGGACAUUAGACCUCCUGAAUCGCCUGGAGAACAUCCAGAGCCCCUCGGAGCAAAAGAUAAAGCGAAGUGUUUCUGAUAUCACCCUCCAGAGCAGUUCCCAAAGGAUGUCUUUUACGGGCCAGAUGUCAUUGGAUGUUGCGUCGUCGAUCAAUGAGGACUCCGCAGCAUCUCUGACAGAACUGAGUAGCAGCGAGGAGCUCUCCCUUUGCUCGGAGGAUAUCGUGUUACACAAAAACAAGGUCCCAGAGUCCAACGCAUCGUUCAGGAAGCGCCUGAAUCGCUCGGUGGCUGAUGAAAGCGACGUCAACGUUAGCAUGAUCGUUAAUGUCUCUUGCACCUCUGCUUGCACCGACGACGAAGAUGACAGUGACCUCCUCUCGAGCUCCACGCUCACCUUGACUGAAGAGGAGCUUUGCCUCAAAGACGAGGACGAUGACUCCAGUAUUGCAACCGACGAUGAAAUUUAUGAAGAAAGCCACCCGAUGUCUGGGCUGGACUACAUAAAGAAAGAACUGCAGACUUGGAUAAGACCGAAAUUCUCCUUGGCAAGAGAAAAGAAACGGUGUGGUGCCCCUGAUGACAUGAAGGGCGGUAAAGAUGGGGGCCGCAGUGAGAAGGUCAACCCCUCAGACACCCUGAACAUCCAGGCCCUUCUGAACGGCUCCAUAAAAUGCCUCUCCGAAAACAAUGGAAAUGGAAAGAAUUCACCCAGAACUCAUGGCUUAGGAACAGAAGGUGAAAACACGAAAAAUAUUUACGAAGUUAGUAAAGAUCCCCACGUGGCUGACAUGGAAAACGGCAAUAUUGAAAGUGCUCCAGAGAGACAGAAGGAGAAGCAGAACGGAACUUCAGAGGCAUCAGAGAACAGCAGUUUAGACGUGAAACAGAGUUCCGAAUCUGAGCAGAGUGAGUGCAAAGCGUCAACGGACAGUUCAGAGGAUUCAAACGUUGCUGGAAAGGAAUUCGGACCCCCAAGUGACAGGCAUCUUCCACAGACAGCCCCAAAUCUCCACCACUGUGAAAAUCAAAGUGCCCCCUGCAUGCCCGAUGAGAGCUCUUGCCCAGAACUGCUGUUAGGAACCAGCGUUGGAAGCAGACAAGACAGUGAUGGACUGAAAGCUUUGUCUAAUGAUGCACCAAGUGGGGCUGGAAAAUCUGCUGGUUGCUGCCUACUCGGACGAAAUGAGACAGAGGAGAGUGCUUCCAUCAGCAACAGCACUUCCUGUUGCAACUGCCAGCCAGAUGUUUCCCAUGAAAAAGAUGCUGAAGAUUGUUCGGUGCACGACUUUGUUAAGGAAAUCAUUGACAUGGCGUCAACAGCCCUAAAAAGUAAAUCUCAACCUGAGAAUGAGGUGGCGGCCCCCACUUCACUAACUCAAAUUAAGGAGAAAGUGCUGGAACAUUCCCAUCGGCCCAUGCACCUGAGAAAGGGGGACUUCUACUCCUACUUAUCUCUUUCGUCCCAUGACAGUGACUGUGGGGAGGUCACCAAUUACAUAGACGAGAAGAGCAGCACUCCAUUGCCACCGGAUGCUGCGGACUUUAGCCUCGAUGACAAGGAAGACAUCGAAUGCUUCUUUGAAGCUUGUGUUGAUGAGGAUGAUCUUGAUGAGAAAGCCUGUUUCUCUAGUCCCCUCCCAGAUGACCCAGCAGCUCCCGAAGAAGCUGCUAUGCCAAUACAAGUGACAGCCAGCUCUCCUGUGUUCAGUGCUGUUGCUUUCCCACUCAAUGAGACAGACACGGUGGCUCUUUCAGAACCUUCCCCUCAGAAAGGAGGUGACAAUGGAAAGGAAGUGGAUGACGCAUCCCAAACAUCCCAGGGCUGUGCAGAAAGCUCAGAGCUUACCACUCCUUCCGGACAGCCCAGUAAAAAUGGAGGUGCAAGGAAUCGAGGUGAAUCAGGAAUGCCAGAAGGCAAUAACGCUACUUCAGCCAAAUCAAAAACUCAAGCUCUCCCAUUGAAUGCAAAACAGCCGAAAGUCAAGACCAAGCUGUAUCCCAGCCCGCAAACUUUAACCUGCAAAGAAAAGCUUGUAAGCUUCCACGAAGAUCGACAUAGAAACAUGCAUAGGUAGAAUGUAAUGCCCCCAAGCAUGGAAACCAUCUCAUUGAAAGAGAGAGCCUGGCCGCAGCUCAGGGCUGACCCGAUCCACCCUGGGCUGGUCUUGGCUUCCAUCCUGCUGUCACUGAUACCUGUUGCAUUGACUUUCUGAAGAUGACCUACCUUUCCUCUGAACGCGGUCUGUCCAUGUGGGCCUUGUGAUCUGGAUGUGCACUUCUCUUUAGGUGACCUCUCGUGUCUACAAAGCUGCUUGCUCUCCUAUGGAUUCCCGUCCCAAGCUACCUCUGCCAACCCUCUCUCUUCAGCGAGACCUCUGUUUGCCCCCUCCUCUCCUGCCUCCCCUUUAAAGCUCUGCAGUUCACCAAAUUGGUGGUCCAUUAAACCCACUGUCUGGAAUGGCACCCCUCCCCGACAAUGCUUGACCAAUUUGAUGUUUUGCUAUGAAAAUUUCCAUGGUGUUAUACCUUUGUUGAUUGAAAGAGAUUUACCUAAAAAGCCAGCCCUUGAUUUGGUUGUGGUAUAGAGGAGACAUAUUGGUCCUUAUUACAAAAUUAAAUGACAUUUAAAAGCAUCAUUUUAAUUAUUUCUUUUUAAUAAUGUUCUAUGCAGCACUUCACAAAACAACUCUGAUGGUGUUGAAUAUUGUAAAUUGGUACAUUCUACUGUUAAGUUUGUUUUUGUUUUCUAUGCUUCUCGGGGUGGUAAUGAGAAAAACGUUGUUUUACAAACUGUGUGCCUUGCUGUCUUUCUUAUCCCAUUUAUGAAAAAGCUGCUUUCAUGGUAAUGGUAUGUUGGUCUGAGAGGAGGAAAUAGCAAGGUGAGGAUGUGUGAAUAAUUUCUGUACAUAUGUAUAAGCUAGUACAAACACUGAUGUAUGACAGUAUAAAAUGCUUUCAUGUUUGUGAUGUCCAGUGAUGUGGAGAAUAUAAGCCUUAAACCCAUUCAAAUGCAUGGUAAUUAAAAUUGGCAUAAUAAAAACAGUGUAUUGGGGGAAAGGAAAAUUAGUGAUCUCUUCUACCUGUGUUCUUACCAAAUUCUUGCAUCUGUUUCUAAAAAAAAUUAACAUGUAUCAGCUUCCAACAUAUCCAUAUGGCAGAAAAGGCUUAAGGUGCUUAAACUGCAGACUCGGCCUGAAGCCUUCAUAACGUUCAGACUCUUUCUGUUUCACUGUAAGUGAACAUCCUGAAACAGCAAGUGUUUAACGGCCA